This is a messenger RNA of Cooperia oncophora, 306 nucleotides long. The record is from the annotation of a GenBank genome assembly. NCBI's taxonomy places the organism in Eukaryota, Metazoa, Nematoda, Chromadorea, Rhabditida, Trichostrongylidae.
AUGGCUUCCUGCAUGCUUCGUCUUGCCCUGGUCCUGUCGACCAUUGCUGCAGCCGUGGUCCAUGGUCACGUCCUGAGUGCUACGCUUAACAAAGCCCUUGCUGGAGAAUGGGUUGCACUGGAAGGAGCCAAGAAUGAAUCGAUGGUUAAAGUUAUAAGAGUCCGGGACAUCAUUCCACCCGAAGCGGAUCAUUUUAUCACAUUUGAAAUGGCUGAGCAGUACUGUAAGAAUCAAAGCUCUCACCUAGUGUCAAUUCACAACAAGGACGAGGAGAAUUUCAUCACAGGUCCAGGAUCUUCUUACUAA